This is a messenger RNA of Glycine soja, 3422 nucleotides long. RefSeq names its product receptor-like serine/threonine-protein kinase NCRK. The transcript is spliced from 10 exons. Gene Ontology annotation, biological process: protein phosphorylation. The record is from RefSeq and is a predicted model, not a curated record. The coding region runs from base 1145 to 2983 and encodes 612 amino acids. Gene Ontology annotation, molecular function: ATP binding; protein kinase activity. NCBI's taxonomy places the organism in Eukaryota, Viridiplantae, Streptophyta, Magnoliopsida, Fabales, Fabaceae.
CUUGAGACCCCCAUUAGGCCAUUACUCUAAUUUACUUCUUUUUUGCUUUGUUUCGGUUUAAUGAACUACUAGUUUCUUUCCAAAACAAGGAAAAACGUGCAUAAUUUUGAGGGCAAAUUACAAAACUUUGCAAACUCUCCUAGCUAUAUUAUUAGUCUUAGUCUUUGCUUUCUCAGAUGCUCAUCAAUCAUAGCUUUCUUUCUUUUUGUUUUGCUUUGUUUUGCUGCUUCGACUUUCUUUAAUUUGCACCAAAACCCUCUUCUUCCAUCUCCAAAAUCUCAAACUUUGCAGAAUUGUAGGUGGAAACUAUGAUGGUUUCUUUUGGUACAUUCCAUUCAUAGACUUUUGGAGGCUGUUUUUGAGCCACGCUUCUACCAGUUCACUAUCUGAAUUAUUUAUUUUUGUGCUGUAAGAUACUAGGAUGUAACAAUUCUGUCGGUCCAUCUGUCCUCCUUCAAUUGCAACAUUAUUACAAAUUGCAAAAUUGGUUGUCGACUUAUAAUUUAUGAAUCCUAGCCGCUCUCUCUCAGUGUUUACUAUUCCAAACUGUUUACUACUAUAUCUAUCUACUCUACUAAAUUUUCAAGCCUUCAAUGCUUCUGCAUACAAUGCUUUGUAGUCAAUAACAUCCUCACUGCCAUCACUUUAUGUUUGUUUAGUACAUGGUACUGAGAGUGAAUUACUUUGACUCUGAUGUUUGUUGGCCAACCCAGCAUUUGUUCCUUCCUACCCUUGUUACCUUAAUUACAUACACUGGCCGUAAAAUUUUGGUCAGAAAAAGAGAUUUUCUAUCCCCUUAUUAGGAAUGAAAUGAUUGAUAUCCAUUUCCUUACCAUAGGGUAGAAACUGAAAAAUAAGGGUGCUGUUGCUUUCUUGAUUUUUUUGUGUGCAGUUGGAAAUUUUUGGAUUAGUUUAUCUUGUGGAUCACUCUAGCUUUUUGCUUCCACAGAUGAGGAUUGGACUCGGGAUAUUUGAACACUAAGCCUGUUCUUCUUAAUACAGGUUCUGAAGAUGAAUUUAUUGUCUCGGGAAAUCAUCAAACAUAAGUGGCUUGUUUCAUAGCACGAGGAGCAUUAUUAUUCAAGUGUUUGUAUGGAACUAAAUGGUUUCCUUUCUUUUAUUUUCAGUGUAUGGGUUGGAAUAAAUGAAGCCACAGCUCAAAAUUGCUCUUGCUUUAGUUAUUAGCUUGCUUUGGAUUCAGCACUCAUUUUGUGAUGAAAAUUCUGAGACAUCUAGCUUAAACAAGUGGAGAUGUAGAUGUUCUUUCCAAGGGAACCAGAGCUACUCUCUUGCUAAUUGUUCAAAGUCAUGUGAUUGCCACUCAGAUUCUGAAGAGAGUGCAUCUGUAUGGACAUGCGUAUGUGAUUCCAAUGGAUUUCCCCAAGUGGCAGCUGAUGGUCGUAGCUCUAAUUGCUUUAGCACUUGCAACUGCACUUGGGGAACCGUCAGCAGGCCGGGAGGUUCAAAGAAGCAUGUUUCCAGCAAGAUUGUUGUAGUUAUACUAUUAAUAUGUGUUAUAUGCACAACCAUGGCAUUUCUUGUCUCACUUAUAUGCCAUGUCUACCGAAAGGACAGAUGUACAAUUCAAUCACCAAUAUUCUCAACAGAUAAGGAAACAAGUAGUGGUAGUACCACCAACUUAAUUAGUCAUAGAUCAGGGGCUUCUUCAGUGCCAGAAACAAAAUAUGCAAUAAAUUCUCCAAUUUAUCAUAUCACAGGUUGUUUUCAGAAAGCCUCUUUCUUAUUUGGGAGCCCAAAAGAAACUUAUCAUGGGAAUAUUUUUCCAUUUUCAUUAGCUGAACUGGAAAAUGCAACAGAAAACUUUUCAUCUUCCAACCUAAUUGGGGUAGGGGGAAGUAGUUAUGUAUACCUUGGUCGGCUGAAAGAUGGUAGCAAUGUGGCAGUUAAACGACUAAAAGACCAAGGAGGGCCAGAAGCAGACUCUGCAUUUUUCAAGGAGAUUGAACUAUUAGCUAGACUUCACCAUUGUCAUUUGGUUCCUUUGCUUGGAUACUGCUCCGAGUUAAAAGGAAAACAUGUUCAGAGAUUACUAGUAUUUGACUACAUGGCCAAUGGAAAUUUGAGGGACUGUUUAGAUGGAGUUUCUGGAAAACAUAUCGAUUGGGCCACUCGUGUUAUGAUUGCAAUAGGAGCUGCAAGGGGCUUGGAGUAUCUCCAUGAAGCAGCUGCUCCAAGAAUUCUUCAUAGAGAUGUCAAAUCAACUAACAUUCUUCUGGAUGAAAAUUGGCAAGCAAAAAUAACUGAUCUUGGCAUGGCUAAAAACUUGAGAUCUGAUGACCUCCCCAGCUGUUCAAAUUCUCCAGCAAGAAUGCAGGGAACAUUUGGCUAUUUUGCACCUGAGUAUGCCAUUGUUGGUAGAGCUUCUCUUGAGUCAGACGUCUUUAGUUUUGGGGUGGUUCUUCUUGAGCUUAUCAGUGGUCGCCAUCCCAUCCAUAAAUCUACAGGCAAAGAAGAAAGCCUCGUUAUAUGGGCUACACCUCGCUUCCAGGAUAGUAGGCGAGUAAUAACGGAGUUGGUUGAUCCCCAAUUGAAAGGAAACUUCCCAGAAGAAGAGGUGCAGGUAAUGGCAUACUUAGCAAAGGAGUGUUUGCUGCUGGAUCCCGACACUCGACCAACCAUGAGCGAGGUUGUUCAGAUUCUUUCGAGUAUUUCCCCGGGAAAAUCUAGGAGGAGAAGAAACAUUCCAGCCAGCCUCUUUCAGGAACCAGAAGAUGCACAAAAGCAAAGGCAAGCUCCACCUACUAAAUUUCCAACACAUAGUUCAAUGCCAAUAUAUAAUGAUCACAAUCUUUCUGUUGAGAACAAAAAUAAAGCAGAAGAUGCACUUUCAGCUGAGUAUAUGGAGAGUUUGAUCCUCUUGACUUCGAAAUCUGAUGGCUCUUGUGCAUCAGAAGAGGAAAUAGUAGACCUGACUGAGCCUAGGUUUGAAUCAUUUUGCAUCACAAAUGGCAAUGUCCCAUGAAAACAUAAGACCAGGCACGGGCAGAUGUGCAGAUGGCAGAAAUCUGAGGAGUUUAUGUUGUGUGAACUGGUGAUACACCUCUGUUGCUUGUUCUACCACCGGUUACUGUACAUGGCUGCAUUGAGAUAUCAUAAGAGAUGCUGCAAUUAUUUUGUUUUAAGAUUAUCUUGGUCUACAUGUUUUCUUUUUCCUUGUUUUGAAAGCAAAAGCACAUAGGUGUUGUUAGAUGAGCACUGAAAAGUAUUCGUUUGUUUCUUGUACAGAAAAGCAUAGGAUGAUAUAGGAGAUUCUGGUUCUUCUUUAUUUGGAGAGGAACUGGAUGACAUACACAUUAAAUUAAAGGUUUUGGUCACAGAAAUAAUUGUCUUACAAUUAUGUUUGAUACCAAGUCUUCUGACAUAUGAAGUAGAUUGAAAUAAACUUUCUUAAUACACAAUCA